GACGCGCUCCUUUUACCCGGAAGUGAGUCGCCAAAGGUCAAAGGGUAUGGCAUAGUUUCGGAAGCGGUCCUGAAGCGUGCGGAGUAUAGAGGAAAAUGGAGAUAUGUGUGAAGAAAGAGGAGGAGGCGGAAGAAGAGGAAGAAGAAGAGGAAGAAGAAGAAGAAGAAAUGUUUUCCUACUCUCUGCACCCAAAUGCGAAAGUAGAGAUAAUACAACAAUCAGAAUUGUCCCUUGACAGUCCAUCAAUCAAAGCAGAAUUUGUGGAAGUGCCUAUCAAGUCAGAAUACACGGAGAUUGUUAUUAAAAAUGAAUGUAAUGAAUCUCCCAUUCCAACUGAGGACACGGAGUGGAACAAAGAACACCUUGAGGAUGAUUUGGCAGUUACGCUGGAGCAUACUGCAAGCACAGUAAAGCUUGAAAACUCCAUGAGCCAUGAGGCCUCAGGCAGGGACAGCAGUGAAGAAAAGGAAAUGCACACAGUAUCUAAGAAAAAGAAAGUGGCCGUGUAUAAAUGUGAAAUCUGUCAAAAGGAAAUUAAGAACCUUCCGAGCUUCCAGGAGCAUCAUCGGAUCCAUACUGGCGAGCGUCCAUACUUAUGCUCCGAAUGUGGGAAGCGCUUCAUUCGGUGUGCCGACCUCAUAAAGCAUCGUCUUGUUCAUUCAGAGAAGAGGCCAUACCCGUGCCCCACCUGCGGCAAGUGCUUCAAGCUACAAGGGGACGUUACAAAGCACUUGGCAGUGCACUCAGAGGCUGAACCUUUCACCUGCCACACUUGCAAUAAGACAUUCAAGCGGGCGGCCUGCCUGGUUAAACACGAACGGAUUCAUACUCAGGAAAACCCUUUCAAGUGCCCUACAUGUGGUCGGGGUUUCAAGUGGGAAGCCUCACUCACGGAGCAUUGUCGCACCCACACUGGUGAGCGGCCCUUUGUGUGUCCAUUGUCUGGAUGUGGGAAAAGCUUUGCACACCGUUCCACCUUCCAGCAGCACAAACGCACCCAUCAGAACCAGAAACAGUUCAAGUGUAAGCACUGUGGUCGUGGUUUCAAUCACCGUUCAAACCUGGUGAAACACGAAAGGAUUCACUUGGCUGUCUAGUACUUUCCAGUGAUGUCGCUGCGCUGUAUUCUUAAUCUCUCCUGUUGCUGUGGUUCAGCCAUGCAAACGGAGCUACUGCUAUGGAGCAGGAGUCUAUGUGACGCAGGCCAGAGAACAGCAGGUUUGCAAAGAAGAGGGCCAAACUUAUCAUAAAGUCGUUUCAUCCAGCAGAGGAGCCAGUCACAUUUCUAUCAUGAAACUUGAGAAAUGGACAUAAUCUGGUGAUUCAUUCGUUUUGAAUAAAGUUUAAAAUGAGCCAGUGAUUUUUUUUUUGCAUUACAUUUCACAAGGUGGAAUUGCUAUAUUGUGUAAAAGC
Molecule: messenger RNA, 1413 nt
Organism: Polypterus senegalus (gray bichir)
Lineage: Eukaryota; Metazoa; Chordata; Cladistia; Polypteriformes; Polypteridae
Product: zinc finger and SCAN domain-containing protein 21-like
Exons: 3
Coding region: 96-1097 (333 amino acids)
Biological process (GO): regulation of transcription by RNA polymerase II
Molecular function (GO): DNA-binding transcription factor activity; RNA polymerase II cis-regulatory region sequence-specific DNA binding
Source: RefSeq, a predicted model, not a curated record